Molecule: messenger RNA, 426 nt
Organism: Habropoda laboriosa
Lineage: Eukaryota; Metazoa; Arthropoda; Insecta; Hymenoptera; Apidae
Exons: 3
Coding region: 1-426 (141 amino acids)
Source: RefSeq, a predicted model, not a curated record
AUGACACCGAAAAGUGAAGGUUAUCGGCGUAAAAUAAUAAAAAAAGAAACACUUAAAGAGCUGGAAGUCAAGUUGGCGCGCCGUAAUAAAAAUGAUAGAAAUCCCGAACAAGAUCUCCUUCGGCUACAGGAUCAAAAAUCGACAGUUUCGGAUCUAGUGUACAAUUAUUUAAGGAAAACUGCAUAUACCGAUAGUGUUCGGAAACAGCGUAAUAAUGCGUGCAAUAGGUUCCGUAAAAGAAACGCAAGGAGGAGAACUAUUCAUCCAAAACGCAAAUACACGAACAAUAACGGAUUAAAAUCUUACAUAUGUAACGCACUUUCAAUUGCUGUGUAUUCCGGAUAUUUAAUUCCCACCGAUAGAAGAGGGCAAUUUUUACGACUUUCUCCGUGCAUGACAUUACGUCACACAUUCGACCAAGAAUAA